AUGGCUGACAAUUUCUUUUUGCAGAAAUCUUACCCCCGGGUAAAAGACUUUAAUGUGGACCUAUCACAAAUCAAAUCUCCGACAAAACAGCAGCCCAGUGACUUAAUCUUCAUUGGUUCUGAUUUCUUCGAUGAUCAUCAAUGUUCUUUGAAAGGCUUACCUGCUCGAGAAAACUCUUGGUUUGCGCUGAUCGAUUUAAGGAACGAUUGCUCUUCUCUCGAUGCCAUCUUGGGUGUCCUUAAGUCGGCGCGAUUGAUCAAUGGGACUCUAUUGAGAGGGAUUCUGUUUUAUGUUGAUGAGAUUCCUAGUGCUCCGAGCCUCAAUAACCUUGGCAACAGAUCUGAGCUGCACUCGGCUCCUCUAUAUGCACUCCUGUUGCCUCGGGAGGCCGUGCCUCUAUCGGUACGACGAUGCUCCGAUACACCCAACACAACCACCGCAUGUACAGUUGCAAUCUCCACCUCCCCCGAGGGCACAUCACCACGAUCGCGCUUCUGGAUCCACCGAUCACCAUCAUCUCCCCCACCCUCUCCUUCUUCAACCCCAUCUUUUCCACGCCACCGCGUCAACGCCUCUCCACCAGAUCAUUAUAGUAACCAGUCAUCCUCUGAUGGAACUGUCGGUAGUACCAGUGGAAAUGGGGUUAGCAGUGGGAGCGGAGGAGUGGUAAAUAUGGAGGACGCCUUCCUUAAUCGCUCCUCUGUCCUCUUUGUUGCCGUCUCCUUCAUCCUCCUCAUGUUCAUCUCCCUCGCUUGGCUUGUCUUCUACUACGUUCAGCGGUUCCGCUACCUCCACAGCAAGGAGCGCGCCUCGCGUCGCCUGGCCGAAUUGGCUCGCAAGGCCGUGGCGCGGAUCCCGUUAAAGUUGCUACAGGCUGGUGAUAAGGAGAUCGGUGCUAACGGAGAACACUGCGCUAUUUGCAUUGAGCCCUAUCGACCCUUCGAUAACAUCCGAAUUCUUCCUUGCAGGCAAGUAAUAUGGUUCAUUCUAUAUCCCCUACUUUUUAUCCUCCAACUCGUCCAGGUUGUCCCGCCUUCGAUGGCUUGGCGCUCCUUGUUAUAG
Molecule: messenger RNA, 1062 nt
Organism: Echinococcus granulosus
Lineage: Eukaryota; Metazoa; Platyhelminthes; Cestoda; Cyclophyllidea; Taeniidae
Product: RING finger protein
Exons: 5
Coding region: 1-1062 (353 amino acids)
Source: RefSeq, a predicted model, not a curated record